UAUAGUAUUUAUUAACAGAUUUAAUUCUGGGCAGACGUAUUUUUUGAAGCGUACGUCAAAUGUUGUUUCCUGUUAACUAACGAAGACAACAAAGUCUGUUUUGCUGGCAACUACACCUCACUGAAGCUUCCUCAACCGAACCCCACGCCACGCUACGACGCGUCGUUUCAUUAUUAUUCAUAGUCUUCUUUUGCAUGCGCCACCAACACCAUCAAUUCAAUUCCAAUGGGUAAUAUCUGCGCUCGUUUGAAGUCGAAGCCGCCGCCGCAAUCCUCAGCCAAGAAGCGUUCCUCUUCCCGCCGAGAGAGGAGGCUCGACGACGCCGCGAUUCGCGAGCAGGCCAUCGCCGCCGCGAUUCUCUUCAAGCAGCACCAGCAACAGCAGCAAUUCGAUCGCUCCACUUCGCUUCGGUAUCCGAAUGGAGUCUCCAAGAAGAAUAACAGCAACACCUUGCCAAGGAGUUCGAGUUCCAGGGCAAGGUCCCUCACCGACCCUCUCCUUCAACCUCACCAGCUUCUCAAUCAGGGUGUGAAUGUCGAUGAUCUUGAGACAAAUCAUAUUGUCCUUGUUCACGGAGGUGGCUUCGGGGCCUGGUGUUGGUACAAAUCCAUAGCACUUCUAGAAGAAAGUGGUUACAAAGUAGCUGCCAUAGAUUUAACUGGUUCGGGCGUGAGUUCAUUUGAUACAAACAUCAUUACAAGUCUGUCACAAUAUGUGAAGCCACUUACUGACUUCCUUGAAAAACUUCCGGAAGGCAAAAAGGUUAUCUUGGUUGGGCAUGAUUUUGGAGGGGCAUGUAUAUCAUAUGCAAUGGAGAUGUUUCCUCUUAAGAUUUCCAAGGCUGUCUUUGUUGCUGCAGCAAUGUUGACUAGUGGUCAAAGUACUCUUGAUAUUAUUUCUCAACAGGCAGGUUCAAAUGAUCUUAUGCAACAAGCUCAGACUUUUAUAUAUGCUAAUGGGAAUGAUCACCCUCCCACUUCUUUUGAUAUGGACAAGUCAUUAUUGAGGGAUUUGUUAUUCAACCAAAGUCCCACCAAAGAUAUUGCACUAGCAUCUGUCUCAAUGAGGUCUGUACCAUUUGCACCAGUUUUAGAGAAGGUUUCCCUUUCAGACCUGAAAUAUGGAUCUGUAAGGAGGUUUUAUAUAGAAACUCUUGAAGACAAUGCCAUACCCAUUUCACUCCAGGAGAACAUGAUAAAUGCAAACCCCCCAGAAAAGGUUUUCCGUCUGAAGGGAGCUGAUCAUUCUCCUUUCUUCUCUAAGCCUCAAGCGCUGCAUAAGUUAUUGGUAGAAAUCUCAAAGAUCCUCUAAGAACAUUCAUUGGCUAAAUUGUUUGUGCAGCCUACCCACGAUAAAGCUUCAGUAACAUGAAAUAAGAAUGUGCACUUGCCUUAUUAUUUAAGUCUUUUAUUAUGUGCAAGUUAAAAUUUUGAAAUCUAGCUUGUAUACCCUGUAAUUUGUAACUGGUAUUACUUGCAACAUAAAACUCACGUUAGAUAUUGAAGUACUACUAGUCAAAAGGUUCAGUAUCGAUUAGUUACCCCUAGACAGAAAAUCCGUAACUUGUUGAGCCAGCAAUGCAGGUUCACGUUGGUAAGAUAUCAUAAUGCAGAGGCACAUUGCAGGAAGAGUUUUGAGCAUCAAACGAGGAGCAUCUUGAGAAGACUCCAUGGAGCUACUACUUUUCUCUACACCCUUCCUUUUUUGUUUUAGGCAGUUUUUUUCCAAUAUUUUUAAUUGCUACUCUAAUAAUAAGUGUUUUAUACGUUUAGCAACUCGAGUAAAUAAACUCUGCUUUGCUAAGUUACUGGAAAGCAGAUAUGCUGAAAUUUUGGUGACUAUAGUGAUUGGUGAUUAUUAUCGCCAUCCCCUAAGGAGGAGUUAAUGAUAAAAUGUAGUAAGAAUAAUCAUUAAAUCAUGCUUGAGGGUUAUGUGUUUUUGCCCGUAUAUAAAAGCAUUACAUCUCUAUCAAA
This is a messenger RNA of Glycine soja, 1973 nucleotides long. RefSeq names its product putative methylesterase 11, chloroplastic. Lineage: Eukaryota; Viridiplantae; Streptophyta; Magnoliopsida; Fabales; Fabaceae. The transcript has 5 exons. Gene Ontology annotation, molecular function: methyl jasmonate esterase activity; methyl indole-3-acetate esterase activity. The record is from RefSeq and is a predicted model, not a curated record. Bases 226 to 1311 code for a protein of 361 amino acids.